This is a messenger RNA of Hyaloperonospora brassicae, 1467 nucleotides long. The record is from the annotation of a GenBank genome assembly. NCBI's taxonomy places the organism in Eukaryota, Oomycota, Peronosporomycetes, Peronosporales, Peronosporaceae.
AUGGAGCCGCCCACGGCACUGCCACCGCACGCGCUCGUUGUCCAGUGCGUGUUCCUGGCGACCGGCGUCCUGUCCACGUGCGUCGCGCAGUUUGUGUUCUAUCAGGGGGCAGGGGACCAGAAGGCCAUGCUCUUGCCGUUGUGUAACUACUUGGGGAUGAUGCUCGUGGGACUGUUGCCGCCUAUAGGGACUGCUACUGCUACUGCUACUGGUACUACUACUACUGCUACUGCUGCUACUGCUGGUGGUGGUGGUGGCUCUGAAGAGACUGUGGAGAAGACGGAGAAGAAGAAGAAGAAGAAGGAGAUGGAGGAGCAGCUGCAGCAGCAGCGGUUUGAACAGCAGGUGAGCAGGUCAGUUAUUGAAGAAGACGUGGAGCCCGAGCGCACGCCGUUGCCGGCGCAAGUGGUGGCGUUGAUGCCGCGACAUGCUCGGGACUUGGAGGCACCAGAGACGGUACUGCUUACACGACGGUCGACGGCGAUGGAGCGUGACGACGGGUUCGAUGGAGAUGAGGAGGAGGCGCUGCUGCUGGCGGCAGACGACAGCAGUAGCUGCAGCAGUGACGGGAAGAAAGCUGCGGGGAUGAAGGUCCGCGUGACGUCGUCGUCUGUGCACUUUUCCGUAUCGACCUUGCAGCUCUGUAUCGUUGUAUCGGUCGUGCUCGACUUUGCUGGCUGCAUCUUUUCGAACGUGGGGCUGUCCAUGGCGGGCAGUGGACUGUAUCAAGUCGUGUACUCGAGCGUCAUUUGCUGGUCGGCGCUCAUGUCGCGGUUCAUCCUGAAGAAGGUUGUGUCGAAAGAGGAGUGGUGUGGCAUUGCACUGGUGACGUUUGGACUGGCGUUCAGCGCGCUCGGCGAGUCUGGAAGUGGACGCGACAAUACGCUCGUUCUGAUGGGCUGCCUCAACACGCUCGUGGGGGCUGCAUUUUAUGGCGGCAACUACGUCAUGGGAGAAUAUACGCUGGCGCUCGUGGAGCGACCGCAGCCGAAAGAGUUGUGUCUCAAGAUUGGCGCAACGUGUGUGGCUGUGAUUGCCGUGUACCACAGCAUCUUCGUGCUGCCUUCAUGGGACGUAUUGGUGACAAAGCCCAUCGCUGACGCUAAUGGAAAUACAGCGCAGAUUGUCGUUGCACUCGCAGCGUAUACGCUGUCUCAGCUGGCGCAUGGACUCACGUACUUUGUGAUGCUGGGCUCUAGUGGCGCUGUCACCACUGGCAUCAUGCAGAGUUUGCGCGCCGUGUGUGUGUUCAUCAUCAGCUCGAUGCUGUACUGCAGCCAGCAGGAAUCGCAGUGCUUUGAUAUCAAGCGCGGCGUGGCCACUAUGAUUGUCGUGAGUGGUGUCAUGUUCUACUCGUGGGCCAAAAGUCAGCAAGGCAAGGCAAGUGUGUUCGCUCCGUCGUUGUUGGACCGGCCAAACAGAGACUUCAAGACCGGGAUCGGCGCUGGCAAGAACCAUAUCGUCUAG